AUGCUUGUCUGUGCAGCGAACGCAGGUGUGACUCACACUCCUCCACACUCCCUCACCUUCUGCUCUUCCAACGCUAAAUCCCAACGACUUUUCUCGAAUUCUGUGAGCCUCCCUCUCACGCACGCACCCUCCUGCUUUCUCCAAACCAUCAACGACAACCCUACUUCCGAUUCCGAUGAUGCCCUCCGUCUCACGGUGUCUUCUGCCGCCGCUGUCGCCUCCGCCAUUCGCAAGGCCUCCACCUCCCCCAUCCAGUUCACCCAGCGUCCCGAGAGCGAUCGCCAAUCCGGACUAGUGCUUCCCAGCACCGACUUCCAUCGACUGUGCCUCCACCAGCUCCGCCUCUUUCGGAGGAUCGUUCCCGAAGCCCUGCUCUCGGUGUAUGUUAGACCAGCUGGCAGUUAUGUGAUGGAUCGGUUGGAGCUGCGACGGGUUGCACUGUACCCUGGAGAUGCAGAGUCAGAGGGCAUUGUCAUUCUUGUGGGUCAAUUUAAUAUUCCUGCUGGGUUGCGUGCUGCCGAGGCCACACUUUCUAAUUUGCAAGUUAGUGUUGUCCCUGAAUGCAAGGCUGUCGUUCUUCCGAUGGUGAAGCACCCAUUUGUUGUAGGUUUCUUGGUAGCUGAGCUUCCAAUGGCGGAGCAGGAACAGUGUCAGAAACCUCAAAGUGAUGGUCCAGAUAACUACACGUCUAUUGAGGAACCUUAUUCAUUGCCUCCGUUUUUGGAUUUAGAUAAAAAGUCGAGGAAAAUUCAGACUCUUCAGGUCAAGGACGAGGCAGCUGGUAUGUGGAACUUCACUUCUGAGCAAAGAUCAAAUGCUAUCAACAUUUCACAGUCUCUAGCUAUGGCAUAUGUCAUGGAUCAGAAAGCAAUGCUACUUCAGCAAUCCACAUGGCAAAAUAAUGUCAGGAUGGGUAAUCUGGUUGAGCAAAUCCGUGGUCCACUUUCAAGUAUUCAAACCUUAAGUAAAAUCCUGUCUGCACAGACAAAGCGAACUCAGAUUUCAUAUGACAUUGUUGAAGACCUCUUGGUGCAAGGUGAUCGUCUGAGGGAUGUUCUCCAACAACUACAAGAUGCUGUUUAUUUGACAAAGACAAAUAUAGUGCGCUACAAUGAAGAAGCAAUCAAGAAAAUGAAUGGUUCUGCUCACAUACUUGCUGAAUCAGCAAGAUCUCAAUUGCUAGAUAGCUCCCCAGGAGAUGAUGUCUCUGCAAAUAAAAUGAAAAACUGUGGUGAAUCACUUUCUCUAAGUGCUGCUGUCCAUGAUGUAGAGAUGCCACUACCACCUUUGGCCCUCUCUCCAUUGCAACAUGGAAUCAGAUCGUGCAAUGUUUCUGAAUUAUUGACAGACUUGGUUGAUUCAGUGAAACCACUUGCCCAGAGUCAAAAACGUUUAGUGGAACUAAGUGAACUCUCAUCACCUUUGCUGGCUGCUGUAGAAGAACCUGCAUUGCGCCAGGCUUUCAGCAAUCUUAUUGAAGGUGCUUUACUACGCACGCAUGUUGGAGGAAAGGUUGAAAUUGUAUCUACUGCAGCACCAGCUGGUGGCACCCUUGUACUUAUUGAUGAUGAUGGACCUGAUAUGCACUAUAUGACUCAGAUGCACUCACUCACACCUUAUGGACAAAAACUGUUGUCUGAUGAUAUGAUUGAAGACAAUAUGACUUGGAACUUUGUUGCUGGGCUGACUGUUGCCCGUGAGAUACUAGAGAGCUAUGGCUGUGUCGUCCGCAUCGUUUCGCCUAGGAUUAAAGAUGCUCCUCUUGGAGCUGGGGGAACACGUCUCGAACUCUGGCUUCCUUCAAUUGUAAAAUCUAAUUUGAGCAGCCACACCCAAGAGGGGAUAGCAUGA
Sphenostylis stenocarpa is the source of this 1851-nucleotide messenger RNA. NCBI's taxonomy places the organism in Eukaryota, Viridiplantae, Streptophyta, Magnoliopsida, Fabales, Fabaceae. The record is from the annotation of a GenBank genome assembly.